AUGCAUCGCGCUCUCCUUCUUUAUGAAAUUCUCUCUAACAUCAUAAGCUACAUCACCAUCGAUGACCGUCCUGGUGUUUGGCCAGUCGAAUAUGUCACAUCUUCUACACCCACAUUAUUCGCGAUUGCAUUAACUUGUCGCGCGUUCUCGGAACAAGCAUUGGAUGCCCUCUGGAACAAUUUCAAAGGAGUUGAACCGCUCAUGCGAUGUGCUGGGAUCAUUCCAGCUCCGCAAAAAAGGCGGCAAGAGGACAGAUACUACCCCAUCAUCCUAACGGAAGCUCAGUUGGACAUUAUUGCUCGUUAUGCACAUCGUAUCCGGUCUUUAGAAGUGGGUAUGGAUUAUUGGCAGCCUGAUUAUAUUACGCAGUCGUUCCUACGAACCAUUGGUGGCUCUUCCAAGGUUCUGACGCCAAAUUUACGAAGCUUGCAAAUCGGACGUGGAUUAGUCCAUGUGGCUCCCCCCCUGCUUGGCCUGCACCUGCAGCAUUUAUUAAUCAACAUCUCCGACCACAGAGAUGACUACUAUUUGGACGCAGUCUUCCAAUGUUUGCCUUCAUAUUGUCCAUCACUUGAAAGCCUCACGGUUUCUAAACCUCAUAACCUAUUUCGCGAACGGAAUGCACCUUUCGUUCUACCAUUGUCGCAUGCUAUCCAAAAAAUGUCAAAGCUGCGGACGGUUGACGUGCCAACCAUCACGAAGGAUGCUCUAGCUUAUCUGGGUGGAUUACCGUCCAUCGUAGAUAUCUGUUUGCAACUGCCCACUGGCAGUGAUCUCGAGUAUAUUCUUGGUUCAUCUCGCGGCCCCAAUCUCUUUGAGAACGUUGACAGCAUUGAUUUGGAGAUCAGAGAUUGGCCAGACGUUGAAGUCUUCACACGUCUAUGGCCUCGUAAACUCACCUCGAUAACACUUCGAUCUGAGGCCAAGUUUGAUCCAAGCCUACUGCAAGGACUUUGUGGCUCGCUCCAUGUGCGCGAAGCUUUCAAGAACCUGCAGUACAUACACUUAUCCGAACCUAUACACUGCCGGUUGUCAUCAAAUAUAGUCAUCACCAUCGACACCAUACGACCACUCUUCUACCUCAGGCAACUUCGGGUCGUGGAUAUUGACACGAGAUCAUGUCUUAGCAUCAGUGCGAAUGACUUGUUGGAAAUGGCAGAAGCAUGGCACUACCUUGAGGUGUUGUUACUCAACAAGACGGAUGGGAGCAUGUCUGGCGCAGCACCUGUGCCACAGUGGGUUACAGUGACCGAGGUUGUCAAAUUUGUCGAGCUGCGCCCUAGCCUGAAGCAACUUUGCAUUGGUAUCACGCUCAGUACCGUGGACUAUGACUAUGACAUGGACAAGGCAAGCCUACACGCCCUCAAGCCGCGUGACUCGGAUAGUAGGUUGGAAUUUCUCACACUGAGAUACCCUCACGAUGAGGAAUACAUACGGACGACUUAUUCUUCUGAGUUUGGGAUACUUUUCUCAAAGCUUUUCCCUCGGGUGAAGCAGUUCCACCCGUUACAGGAAAUCCGAAUCCUCCAUCCUGAUAGCAUAAUUUCACAAAUUCAACACGCUUGA
Molecule: messenger RNA, 1566 nt
Organism: Suillus bovinus
Lineage: Eukaryota; Fungi; Basidiomycota; Agaricomycetes; Boletales; Suillaceae
Exons: 2
Coding region: 1-1566 (521 amino acids)
Source: RefSeq, a predicted model, not a curated record